This is a messenger RNA of Caenorhabditis elegans, 1524 nucleotides long. It is a transcript of the gene ZK896.5, whose product is annotated as CUB-like domain-containing protein. Bases 16 to 1470 code for a protein of 484 amino acids. The record is from RefSeq and is marked reviewed. The transcript is spliced from 11 exons. Lineage: Eukaryota; Metazoa; Nematoda; Chromadorea; Rhabditida; Rhabditidae.
UGUUGGCAGAAAAAAAUGAAAAGUUGUUGGAAUUUGUUGAGUAUUUUGGUUUUGAGUUCAUUUUUAUCAUCUACAUUGGCAGAUUACACAUGCUCUCCAUCAAUAACUAUCAAUCCGCCGGUCAAUAUUUCAAAUGCGUGGUUUUAUCCAAAUACUUGGAACGAUAGUCUUCCAGCUCCAACUUAUGCAGCUGGUCAGAAUUGUUCAUGGAUUAUAAAUAUCCCGAAAGGAAUGUAUGCAUGGGUAAGCGUGAAUGCUUCAACAAAUACACAGUCAUCUCUAACACUUGUGGACUCAGUUAGUUAUUCGACCAGAAUUGAGGACGCUGGCUUGGAACCAUUUUUCCUGCUAGAUCCAUCAUUCACAGUUACCCUUCAAGCGGUGCAAAUGGGAACAUUUGGAAUAAGAGUUCAGUGGUAUAACGUGAGACCAGUCAUCGCAACAAGUUGGUCUGUGCGCGCCAACUCAAGUCCUUUGGCAUUGUAUGCUGGUGAUUUUGAUAACUCCACGGUUAUUCGGGCGGAUACACAAGUUUCUCUACUUGCAACUCAUCCUAGAAUAUUUGGCACAAACUACUUCCUCAGAGCAACACAAGUUUACGAUGGCCCAUCAAUCAAUUCAACUCAUUUGGGAAAUUUGUAUCAAGUAUUGUCGUCAGGCAAGAACUUGGUCUCAAGUGGAACAUAUUUGACACUCUACAGUCUUCAGUACGGAUUGACUGUCGGAAAUGCGGUUGUCCUUCAAGACUACACCAAUGUAAACCAAUUCAAGUCAUAUCAGGCGGUUUAUUGUACAAUACCUGAUGCGUGUCCAGUAUCCCUUGAUGCAACUAAUGGAACGGCAGCGGCCAUUCAUUUCAAUGAAUUAUUCUUUGUGAAACAACUUUCAAUGGCAACAAACAAUACGAUGUCGGUAUACACAAACUAUUUUUCCAAUUCCAAUAAGCUGGCCGAUUACACCUAUUCAAACUAUUUGACUAGUAUUCCUCAGAAGUUCCCUGGAACAUUCACGACAUUCGUUCUGGACAACGAUCAUGCCUCCUUCCAGUUGGCGUCGACUGCUUUAAAUGCUGAUUGGAGCUCUGCUGUGGACGGUCGUAGAGGAUUCUUCUCCUCCGCCAAUUAUGGAAUAAUAAAUUCAAACCAAGAUUUUGAUGACCAAGUAACUGCAGUAAAGUAUUCAAAUAUCAGUUACACAGUUGAUCGGCCUGCACUUUUUGGACAAUCAACUCUGAAUGUAACUAUCACUUACAAGCAAAACAUUGUAUUGAAUAAUGUAUACACCGUCUCCAAUUAUCCAGGGCCACCUGUCUAUGCCCUUGGAGACUCUAUCACCGUUAGUUAUAAAUUGAAUGGUGGUGUCUCUUCUGGACCGUUCGUAUCAUUUGGGUUUGAUAGUUAUAGUUCUGCAUCAACACAUGGAAUCUUCGUCACGAUCGUCUUGGCAGUUUGGAUGAUAAUUUCCUUAUAAGUAACUUUUCUUGAUAUUUGUUGUUCAUCUGAAUAAAAUAAUUAAUGUUUCAAA